AUGCCUUCACUCGUCAACCUCGUCUCCAACAUGUGUUCCAAUUGUCUCAUCCAUAAGCGCUCCUUUUGCACUCGCUUGGCCACAUCAUCAAGCUUUCUAAACGUCACGAGGCGAUCGAUUGAGAAUUCUUCUCGUCAAGUCACUUCGAUCGAAUUUGUGCCACUCCGUUUGUCUCUCCGCGGCCGACGUUUCCGAAUCGCUCUCUAUCCCUUCUUCCAAGACCAUCGCUUCUUCACAAGCUUCGUUGCUUCUUCAAGAAUCAUCGCUGCUUCAAAGAUCAUCGCUCAUCUAAUGAUCAGCAUGGCCAAACGCAACUCUCGUGUCUAUGCUGAAGAGGCCAUCUUCUUUCAAGAUUCAAACUACGUGUCCUCCGCCUCCUCAAAAAUCAGCACGGCCAAACGCAACUCUCGUGUCUACGCUGAAGAGGCCGUCUUCUUCGACGACUCCAGCUACACAUCCUCUGCUAGCUCUUCAUCCUCUUCCGGAUCGUCAUUUCAGUCCAGACGAAGCUCGCGAAGUUCUUUCAGGGAAGACAUGUUUCAGUACGCCACUGAAAUAGAAGAAGGACUACGCAACGCGCCCGCCAACGACGCAGUCGCUGCUCUGCGCUGUCAGAGUAGCAUCACCGGUGUCAGAGAUUCCGCUACUCUCGAAAAGUCAGGUAUGCAGUCAGCGAUACCGCUACCCAUCUCGCUCACUCCUGACACUGUACCGGCAGCCAAAGUAUCGCCGCUGCUUCCCACCAUUCAUCAGGCAGUCGACUUUCCCGUCGUGCCCCUAGCCGGGCGGCCGCUCAACUUUGGCGUCGUCGUCCCUGGUCUCUACCGUAGCAGCUAUCCAAAGCAGCACGACUUUGACUUUCUCCAGAGCCUCAAGAUCAAGACUAUUGUCACUCUAGUCAGGAAGGAAGAGCUCCAAACUGACCUCGCUGCCUUUGUCCACACCAAUGGCAUCCGCCAGGUCACUUUUGACAUGAAAGGCACCAAGAAGGAGGCCAUACCGCUUGAUACGAUGGCCGCCAUUCUCCAGCUCACUCUUGACAAGCGAAACUAUCCUCUCCUCAUCCACUGCAACCAUGGCAAGCAUCGCACCGGCUGUGUUGUUGCCGCCGCCCGCAGAAUCGCAGGAUGGGAAGUUGACCCUGCGCUGGACGAGUAUAGGGCAUUCGCCGCCCCCAAGGUUCGGGAGUGCGAUAUUGACUACAUCAACGCCUUUCAGUCCUCGUUGAUACCAAGAUUCGAGGACGAAACUUGUCUGCACAGUCCCGUUCAAGUCCGAACAUUUGUGCGCACGCUACUGUUUUCAACAGUCGUCGUUGUAAUAUGGAUCGUGUCGGGAACGCAAAUAGCCUCGGCCCCUGCUACCGCUGAAAGCUACUAA
Beauveria bassiana ARSEF 2860 is the source of this 1380-nucleotide messenger RNA. RefSeq names its product tyrosine phosphatase. The record is from RefSeq and is a predicted model, not a curated record. Gene Ontology annotation, molecular function: inositol diphosphate tetrakisphosphate diphosphatase activity; phosphatase activity. The transcript has 2 exons. Gene Ontology annotation, cellular component: cytoplasm. The coding region runs from base 1 to 1380 and encodes 459 amino acids. Gene Ontology annotation, biological process: protein dephosphorylation. Lineage: Eukaryota; Fungi; Ascomycota; Sordariomycetes; Hypocreales; Cordycipitaceae.